Molecule: messenger RNA, 2078 nt
Organism: Myotis davidii
Lineage: Eukaryota; Metazoa; Chordata; Mammalia; Chiroptera; Vespertilionidae
Gene: RGR
Product: retinal G protein coupled receptor
Exons: 6
Coding region: 167-1003 (278 amino acids)
Biological process (GO): visual perception; G protein-coupled receptor signaling pathway; phototransduction
Cellular component (GO): membrane
Molecular function (GO): G protein-coupled receptor activity
Source: RefSeq, a predicted model, not a curated record
GUUCCUUCUGCUCUAGCCCAGAGGACACUGCGGGAGGAGGGGCAGCAAGAAGGAGCCCAAGGUCCAGCAUAAUCCCCGCCAUGGGCCCUCAUGUGUCCACUGGCCCUUUAAAAGGAAGGGGCCUGUUUUUCAGGAGCCAGAGAAGCGCUGGGCCAGGGGAAGCGAGAUGGCAGAGGCCGGGUCCCUGCCCACAGGCUUUGGGGAGCUGGAGGUGCUGGCUGUAGGGGUGGUGCUGCUGGUGGAAGCUCUCGCCGGCCUCAGCCUCAAUGGCCUGACCAUCUUCUCCUUCUGCAAGAGCCCGGAGCUCCGGACCCCGAGCCACCUGCUGGUGCUGAGCCUGGCUCUGGCGGACAGCGGGGUCAGCCUGAACGCCCUCGCCGCAGCUACGGCCAGCCUCCUCCGGCGCUGGCCCUAUGGCUCCGGUGGCUGCCAGGCUCACGGCUGCCAGGGCUUCGCAGCUGCUCUGGCCAGCAUCUGCGGCAGCGCGGCCGUCGCCUGGGGGCGCUACCAUCACUACUGCACCCGCAGCCGGUUGGCAUGGCGCACAGCCGCCUCCUUGGUGCUCUUCGUGUGGCUGUCUUCAGCCUUCUGGGCAGCACUGCCCCUCCUGGGUUGGGGCCACUAUGACUACGAGCCCCUGGGGACCUGCUGCAGUCUGGGCUACGCCAGGGGGAGCAGAAACUUCACCAGCUUCCUCUUCGUCAUGGCCCUUUUCAACUUCCUCCUGCCCCUCUUCAUCACAUUCACAUCCUAUCGCCUCAUGGAACAGAAACUCGGGAGGACCAGGACCCCCCAGGUCGAUGCUCAACCACUGAGCUACAGCAGCCGGGCAAAAUCGCAUGCUUUUUCAAAGCUGCUUGAACGCGUGGAAAGGAUGAAUCUAAUCUCAGGCACCAGCUCUUCCCCGCGACGUGAACUAUACCCUCGGCCACUUCUGAAUUUCCGCAGGGUAUUUCCCUGCCACAGUUUUACCUUUGUCACCUGGAUAAUCUUUAGCAAAUGAGUCAAAACAAGCACCAGAGAUUUUUAAAUCCAGGUAUUAAUGGCACAUUUUCGCAACUCCCAGAGGAGGAGCGGUCUUAUUGAGGGGCUGGCUGAGCCCUCUGCCAGCGCUGCAGUGGGGCAGGAAAGGGAGCCGGGCCGCUGAGACGCCUGCGCAGGUGCUUCCCUUUGACCUGGAAGCGGGGCACACUCUGCGAGCUGCAGGCGGGGCCCUGAGUCACAGCAGGAGGGCCAGGCUGUGCUGGGACCCUGAACUGCGUUCAGGUUCCGGGUGCAGCUCCCUAGCGGGUCGCCCCGCAGGCCGGUGCCAUCGCCCGGAGAUCAGGUUGCCGCGGGCGUCCUCGUUCUUCCGAGUUGACUUAAACCAUGAGGCUGACAACAUCAGCGGGCGCCGCCCUGGCCCUGGCCCCGACCCGGCCGCGCGCUUAGUCCUUCUGUGAAAGGAACACAGUCUACAGACACUGAGGUUUAGGCUCACAAGUCCUCGCCCAAGCGCACGUGAGAGGAGAGCAUGGCAACUUCCUCUUACAAUUAGAUCGAGAGCGAAAAGCCCCCUGAGUGGCACCACAUCGCCUGUCCCGGUUGUGUCUCCAGCGUGGGAAGCGGCCCCUCUGAGCCCAGGACCCCAGUGCAGCUGCAGGAGAGCUGGUUCCCAGGCUGAGGUGUGAGGGCCACGCAGGGACCCUUGUGCACACAGACAUACUCAGGGAGCCCGGGUUCGACCAGACCCUGCCUCCAGGCCAGUCAGGUAGAAUCUGGCCAUUUUACAGACAAGGCAACUGAGGCUAAGCAAGCUUACAUGACAGGCUGAGGCUGUGCAUCUGAAAUGGCAGAAGGGCCCCUGGGGCCCCAAGCUCCCCCACAAGCUCAGCCCCUUCCUGCAGCCUGGCAACGUGCCAGUCUGCACAUGCCCGCACGGUCCCUGGCUGCCUGGGCUGCCAGCCGUCAGGGCAGUCAUGCCCCCUCCGUGCCCAUUUCUCCCCAGGUGAAUACCACUCUGCCAGCCAGGACGCUGCUGCUUGGCUGGGGCCCCUACGCCCUCCUGCAUCUCUGUGCAGCCCUCGCGGGCACGGCCC